UUUCUACAAUUGCAUGAUUGCUUGAAGAGUUCAUCCAAAUCCAAAAUAAACCUUGUGAUGCACUCAAAGAACAAUAAAACCUUGCAAAACGAUUAAUAUCUCCAAACCUUUCAAACCCAAUUCAUCGUAGCUCUUUCUUCUUUCUUUUCUCUAAUCCUACUACUAAACAUGUCUCUUCAAGCUCAACCACAACAACCUGCACAGGUUUACCCAGCAAAUAGUGUCACAAAUAACCAACCUUCAUCACACCAAUCAAAUGGGUCUUUUGGGACGGUUUUCAUUGUGCUUGCAAUAAUACUUGUAAUUUCUGUGGUGGCUUGUGUUCUUGGAAGGCUAUGCAACAAACGCUACAACAAUCGACACAGCCACAAUCCAAGACAUAGUAGUCAUCAUGUGAAGCCGAAUCGGCAGCAGAUCCAUAACAUCCAUCCAAGAGAAGUAGAAGAAGAAGAAGAAGAAGACAUUGAAUAUGGUGUUGAGAAAAGGAUGCCACCAACACUUGCAAGGCCUAAUGGUAAUAAUGGACAUCAUCAUGUUGGAGGCACAGGACCCCAUCAUCAUCAACCACCUCCUAAUGGUGGUAACAUCAUGAAAGGCUUUGAAAUUAAACAUGCCCAUCAUGAAGGAGAUCUUAGAGAAGUUGCAUGAUAUAAUAUGGUUUCUCUUCUAAUAAGAUUAUAUUAAUUGUGUUCAUAGUUCACACUAUUUAUAGCCAUAUAUCUUGUGCUGAUGACCAUUAAUUCUUAUACUAUAUAUUACAUAUCCCUUGUCCUGCUCUUUUCUUUAAUUUUAUUUACUUUGAUUUUUCAGCCUCUGGUUGAAAUUUUCAACUGCUUAAUGAAAAUGUAAUAUUUUCACAUCUUUCACUCCUUAUAUUUACAUUUACUAAAGUGUAAUAUUAUAUU
Arachis ipaensis is the source of this 905-nucleotide messenger RNA. RefSeq lists its product as uncharacterized. The record is from RefSeq and is a predicted model, not a curated record. NCBI's taxonomy places the organism in Eukaryota, Viridiplantae, Streptophyta, Magnoliopsida, Fabales, Fabaceae.